ACGUGAAGGCAGCAUUAUUAUUUUUGAUUGUGUGAUGUUGUUGGGCACACGACGGGGAAAACAUGGUAACGUUACGAGUUUGGACGCGAUGCUAACCUUUCUGGAAACGGAGUUGAUGGGCGCAGACUAUUUCUGACCUCGGUGCUGCGUUUGUAUUGCGUAGCUCGCAGUUUUGGAUCCUGCUGCUACUUUAUGACGGCGAGAGAGAAUAACGGACCACAGCUGACGGGCGGUUCGGCCGUUGGACCCGUCCAGCACACCGCACCGUGAUGUGCCGUUGGGCUAAAGCUAACGCUGCAGGAGGCUGACAUACACAGAGAAACGUCCGAGCUCGACGCAGGGGGGCCGGUGAUGGGAAAUGACAGUGCGCUGUUCCACAUUCAUCCGCCUGAGCGAAGGAGGACAGAGUCAACCCCGCGGGCGGAACAUCCUCGCAGAGACGACGCGCUCUGAACGCCGUUACUGCGCACGUUUUGUUUUGUUGUCGAGCGCCCUGUGCGAUAAUCGCAGAGAUGUCCUUCACAAUGGAGGAUAAUUUGGAGUCGGGCUGGGUUGCCGUUCGCCCCAAUGCGUUUGAGGAGAAGGAGAAACACAAAUUCGUCUUCAUCGUCGCCUGGAACGAGGUGGAGGGUAAAUUUGCGAUUACGUGUCAUAACAGGACGGUGCAGAGGAGAAUGUUCGGGAGGGAUCCUCUGGCGGAGGCGACUGGCCAGGAUGUGGACCGGACAAAAUGGCCCGAAAGUCCUCUUAGGGAUAAAGUAUCCACGAGACUUGGCAAAGGAGCCGCGGAGGUUGCGGCUAAGUCCGCCACAGCAUCAAAACUAAGUCCUGUCAAAAUCCAGACUGUGAAAUCAUCUCCCCUCAGUGCUGACACCGAGGGGUUCGGUUCGUUAGGAGAUGAGCUGUCCCCCUCCCUGGACAGUUUGGACCUGAAGGAGCAGGACAGGCUGAGCAGUGAGGACUGCAACUGGGCCGGACUCUUCUCCUUCCACGACCUGAGGGCAAUCCACCAGCAGCUGUGCUCGGUCAACUCGGACCUGGAGCCCUGCCUGCCCGCAUUCCCAGAGGAGCCAGCCGGAAUAUGGACGGUGCUUUUCGGGCCGGCUGAAGUGUCCCAAACCGAAAUGGACGAGCUGUGCUACCGUUUACAGGUGUACCUGGGCCACGCGCUCGAUACCUGUGGGUGGAAAAUCCUCUCGCAGGUUCUGUUCACGGAAAACGACGACCCGGAUGAGUACUACGAGAGUCUGAGCGAGCUGAGGCGCUCCGGGUACGAGGAGGCGCUCAACCGGGCAACCAAACACAUGCAAGAGUUGCUGGAGAAGCACAAGGCCGUGGACAGCAUGGUGGAGCUGCUUGAGCUCUAUGAAGAAGAAGAUCAAGCCUAUAUGGGCCUGCUGGAGGCCUCCACACAGCUGUACCAGUACCUGCUGCAGCCCUUCAGAGACAUGAGGGAACUGGCAAUGCUCCGCAGACAGCAGAUCAAGAUUUCCAUAGAGAAUGACUACUUGGGCCCAAGGCGCAUUGAAUCUCUAAAAAAAGAGGACUCUGACUGGCAGAAGAAAGCCCAGGAGGCGGUUCUCAACAUCCAGGAGUUUACUGUCAAAUACUUUGAGAUCACUGCCAAAGCUCAGAAAGGCGUGUACGAGCGCAUGAGAGUGGACCAGCGUAAGUUCGGUAGGUCCUCAUGGACCGUGGCGGUGGGGCGCAUGGAGCGACUUCGCUACUCCGUCGCCAAGGAAACCCUGCAGCUCCAAAGAGCCAGAGAGAUCUGCCUGGAGCAGAGGAAGCACACACUUCGAGAGGAGAUGCAGUGUCUGUGUAGCAGCGAGGAUGCUAUGGCCCUCCUAGACCACCUGGAGACACAGUACUAUGAGCUCCAGCUGCAACUCUAUGACAUCCAGGCUGAGAUACUCCAGUGUGAAGAGCUGCUUCUCACUGCUCAGCUCGACAGCGUUCGCAGACAGAUGACGGACUGUCAGGAUGAGGUGGUGUACUAUGACACCUUUGAAAGCGCAGAUGAUAUAAAGGAGGAUAAUACUGCAGAGAGGGAAGAGCUGCGCAGACUCCAGGUCAGUGCUCGACAGCUGGAGGCUCGGAGGGGGCGCAUCACUGCCAAGCGCUCCUACCUGAGGAACAAAAGGGAGAUCUGUGUAUCAAACCACCAUCUGAAACAGCAGAAGCGUCCAAGCCUCCAUAAAGAUGCUGUGUCCUACCAGGUCUUACAGCUUAAAAUUGUCGAGGAGGAAGACGAGAAGAGGAGGAGCAGCAGAGUGAGUCAGGAGCGGCAGAAAACGCUGGACAGGCUCCGCACCUUCAAACAACGGUACCCGGGCCAGGUGAUCCUGAAGUCCACUCGGCUCCGCGUGGCCCACAGCCGGCGGAGGGACCAGGGCAGGGAGGAGCGCAUGGACUCUGUCUGUGUGCGGACGCAGGGCCAGCCGCUGUGCCUCAGCACCAGCGUGCAGACGGACCCCAGCACCACCCUGACCACGCAGCCCGUCGCGGGUCUGACCGCCUCCCUGCCCUUGCUGCCUGUUCCCAGUCCUGCGGACUCCUCCUGCUCUCCCUGCUCUCUGUCCUCGCUGCUGGCAUCCCCCGUCUCACCUCCUCCUCCACCGCCUCCCCCGCCUCCACCGCCGACAAAGGAAGAUUUGUCGCCCUCUGGGAGCCCACGCCGGUUUGGGCAAAAGGCUGAGGGAAAAGAUGUAGCGGAGGACCUCUCUCUCUCACCAAUCGGCCCGUUCAUCCCUCGCUUCUUUGACAGCAGUCAACUGGUGAGCGCCCGCAAAAAGCUGAGGAAGACUCCGGAGUUUGACACCCACAGCAGAAGAGGCAGCUCACCCAUGGACGAGGUGCUGGCCUCCCUGAAGAGAGGCAGCUUCCACCUGAGGAAGAUCGACCAACGCUCCCUGACUCGUCCCAAGGGUGACGACGACCCCAACAGCAUUCUGGCGCAGAUUCGCAAGGGGGUCAAACUGAGGCGCGUCCCCCAUACGGAGAGGAAGGACCAGGGGGAGUUCCCAGCAUCUACCGACCCCCUGACCCGGAGCAUCCACGAGGCCCUGCGCCGCAUCAAGGAGGCCUCCCCGGAGUCAGACUCGGAUGACGAUGGGCUGGCUGCUCCCGAAUGGGAAAGCUAGAGCUCUCACACUCCAAUGUAUUGCAUCUUAGAGUGUUGUACUGUAAACACACACACACACACACAUGUGGCUCCUUGCUCAAACUCAAGCACACACAGCACAGUCCUGUGUAUCACCAACUCACUAAACACUCCAAAGGUCAACGUGUUUGUGUGUUUUUCACACUAUGUUCACUAUCAUGACGAAACCUUUGUGUUUCCAUCAUUUACACUGUGUCGCCGGACUAAUAAUGCCAUGUUAUAUUUAUCAGUUGUACUGUAGAGAAGAGCUCGUCACUGGCUGCUUGUGUUCGCAUUCUGAAACCACACGAUACACAUCACACACCAACACACUGCACUGAUAAUUACUGUAUUUAUGAAACUGAAAACCUCAUAGAAGAAGUGUGCGAUUUUCCAAUUCAUCCAUUCAAAAACAUCAGAAACAAGAAAUACAAUGUCAGGCAUAUGUGUUUUUUUAGUGGUUGGCAGCUCUCAGUCAUGGGGGAGCACUAGAUUACCCAGAUAUUUGAACUGGGCUCACUGGAUUCACUGUCUAGACUGUAAAUCAUUACACAAUCAAACACCAGCUGUCUCCAGUUUAGAUUCAGCCUACAUACUAUGCCUGAGCCACACUGUGCCACAAGCUGGCUUUGUCCUGUCACACGUGCUCGUCCCGGCAUCAGUGAGGACCACUGCUCGUCUAAUCUGACACUACAUGAACGCACUAAAUCCUUUGGUUUGUCACACUGGACCCGAGCCCUUCCCCCGCCCUCGUCGUCCUCCAGCCUCCUCCGCCGUCCAACUCUCACCUCCUCUCCUCUCUGGGUGAGGGAAUAUGUAUCGGCCCAUCUGUUGGGUAGCAGCAUAAGGCCAGGGCCGGGCGAUGCACUUUGAAUAAGUUUCUCCUUUAGUGCCACAUCUGACAGCAUCUCUGGUCUACAAGCUGGUCACCUGGAGCCGCAGCCAUUAGAGGAAGGGUUAUCUGCUGUUCAGAGCUGUUCAGAGCUGUUCAAGGCGGCGGCCGUGGCUCGUGUCAGCAGUCUUAGUGAAGUGUGGGCAGACUUAGUCAGUGAUUCCCGAACUUUGUAUGUGGGAUAGUUACAGCAGAGCUGUGAGCGCAGUCACGCUUGUUUGAAUGAUGGAUGGUGUGUGGGAGGUUGGAUUCUCUCGGCGCCGCAGGGAGCCGCCGUGGGCCGAGGAGCAGGCGGUCAUGAUUGAUGCGGUUUCUUCCGCCGUCUUAUUCAUCCUCUCCUCUUCUCCAUUGCAUCUUUACAGUUGUCUGUGCUUGGUGGGCAGGACCACACUGUUGACAAUCUACCGUUCACAGAGCCGGAAGUGAAAUCAUGAUCAUACAACACACAGACUAAGCCGACGGCCGACAUGUGUAGAGACGUUUUGUCCUCAGCACUUUUCGAAUAUUACAGAUCACUUUAUGUACAGUAACGUUGUUCAUCACUGGUUAAACACUAUAUCUGUACUAGUCAAAGGUUUAUUACUGAUCACCGAUAUGGACCUAAACAAGUGUGAUCAAAAGCGCAGCACAAACGGACCAGCGACAUAUUUAGCAACACAUAAAUUCACACAACUACACAUGUAAUCAUGAAGUAAAAAGGGGGGAAUUCAGCCUCCGCAUGUAAUGUCCUACACUCCGAUGAUGCAAAGAUUUGCGCUUUUUUUCACCCUCACAUUUAAGUCAUAGGGGAGACACUAAUGUAGAAGGUACAGGUAUGGAGGCAUGUUGCCUGGCACAACUGGAAGGCGGCUCAGCGCUAAAGAGAGUUUGUUGUUUCCCUGACCUCGGACAGCUGUUUUUUCAUGGUUACCUCGUCAUGUAGCACAGGACAGAGAUCGAACCUUGACCCGGCACUUAACAUGAACCUAACCCAGAACUUUGCCUUGUAUUAUAAGCCACUUAUCACCCGACUGACCUUAUAAACACGCAGUUGUGCGUUUUACACUGACUUUUACCUAUAAAUAACCCUAACCUUAACUUAAAUGUGAUUUUACACUGCAUUUCAUGGCUUUAUUCACAUCCUGUUUUAUCCAAAGUAUUUCCAUUGAAAUUGUUUUGUGAUGUAUUCGCAUCUGACCAAUUCCUUAUGUGUGUGGACCUGUUGUCUGCACAGGUUGACUGAACAUGGCCCUCAGCCUGAAUUAGCCACUCGGUCACUUAAGAAGUGCAAUAUUAGUACAAACACAAGAAAGGGGAUUAGACAAUAAUGAGUUCAGAUUGGCUGCUUACUACAAUGGGCUGGAUUAAGUGCUGCAGUUGUUUUUACACACUAGCGUGUAGACACACUGUUCACAGGAAACCUUUUUGCCUUUAGUCCUACCAUUUGCAUUUAUUCAGUUUCUUUUAUUUACAACCUUGCCCCCUGCAUUUGAAUAAAACCUUGUGAAGCAAA
Betta splendens (Siamese fighting fish) is the source of this 5526-nucleotide messenger RNA. Its product is annotated as junction-mediating and -regulatory protein-like. The record is from RefSeq and is a predicted model, not a curated record. Lineage: Eukaryota; Metazoa; Chordata; Actinopteri; Anabantiformes; Osphronemidae. Gene Ontology annotation, biological process: positive regulation of apoptotic process; Arp2/3 complex-mediated actin nucleation; intrinsic apoptotic signaling pathway by p53 class mediator. The coding region runs from base 513 to 3143 and encodes 876 amino acids. The transcript is spliced from 10 exons. Gene Ontology annotation, molecular function: actin binding; transcription coactivator activity; Arp2/3 complex binding. Gene Ontology annotation, cellular component: nucleus; cytoplasm.